This is a messenger RNA of Schistosoma guineensis, 1620 nucleotides long. The record is from the annotation of a GenBank genome assembly. NCBI's taxonomy places the organism in Eukaryota, Metazoa, Platyhelminthes, Trematoda, Strigeidida, Schistosomatidae.
AUGACUUUACCGACUACUGAUGAUUUGUACUCAUGUUAUGACAAACUAACCGACAGUUCUAUAGAUUUAAAGGAGAGAGAAAAUGCCUACAAAACAGUACUUGUAGGUGUUAAAGGCGAUGAAAAUGCAAAGAGAUUGUCAAGUCAGUUUAUAGCAAGAUUUAGCAAACUUUUCGAGAAUCUACUGGAGGAAAGUUUCAAUUGUUUUCUGGAUUUAUGUGACGACGACGAUGUAAACGUUCGAAGUCAAGUGGUGCACGAUUUGUUACAGUUUUGUAAACAUGCACGGGUGUUCGUCCCACGUGUUGCUGAUGUUCUCGUUCAAAUGUAUCAAACAGAUGAUAAGAAGGAGCUGAAUGUAAUUUCUUUGGCUUUAUCUCAACUACUUCAUUCGGAGCCGAAAGCGACCUUACUAGGAAUAUUCAACCGACUUCUCUCAAUGAAUGCAGAGAAUUCUAGAGAAAAUACUCUCAAAUUCCUAUGUGAACGUUUAAAAAGUCUACCAGACAAUGUAUUAACCAGUGAUCUGGAGUCUUUUGUGGUUGAACAAACUAAUCGAGUGCUACAUGAUGUUUCUGAGGAUGAGUUUCCAAUGUUAAUCUCUUUACUAUCAUCCCUGAAAUGUAUGUCUACACUAACUGGCAGGCAAAAACUAGUCGGCAUGAUCUCUCAACAAGCUUUGCAGGCCGUUCCUACAUUCAAUGCUAGUGAUCGGGCAUGUAUAGCUCAAGUUCGGGAGAGUUGUAGACAGGCUGCCUUAUGUAUAUCUAAAAACGUUAAUGCUCAUGACUUGUACAUAUACAUGUUGGAAAAAUUCCUACCACAAUUUGGUGACUUUGCUGAAGACACUUUCGACGAACGACUGAGCUUACUUCAGUUGACCGCAGAGCUACUGUUUUUCCCAAGUCAAGCACUUGCAUCGAUAAAGUCAGAGGAUAUAACAAAAUAUUUAAACUCUGCUUUUAAUAUACUGUCAAUGUUCUUGCCUAACAUCCCUUCGGAAGAAACAGCUGACAACUUGAAACAGCCUUCUAUAGAAAAGCCAACAUUAAACCAGAUGGGUUUGAAGUUUUCGGAGUUAGAAGCAAGUCUGUUUUUAUGCUGCCAGCUUGGAUGUUAUUAUCCUCAAUAUUUUGGGGGGAAAGCGAAUGAUAAUGAACCUGAGUUAUCUGUUAUCGAAGAUGGAGUCGAUAGAUUACGUACUGUCAGACCUCGUCUCCAGUACUUAAGUCAGCUAGCACAAGAUUAUGCAACAACAAUAUCUGGUCAGUUGGAUAAGAAUUUACAGUCUGAAGAGAGCAAGCUUCGAAUCAUGGCUCACAGACUUAUGAUGAACAUACAGCGAAUGAUACGGUGCUUUUUUCACAACCCUCCAAUGUUCAAAACCAUCAAUGUAACAUUGUCGUGGAUUCAAUCACCUGUUACUUCGAUUCCAGGUACAAAGCGUCCUCUUUCCACGGAUUCGGGUAAUCACCAUAGUACAGGUGUUCGACAACCACGUGGUGAUAGACUAUUGUAUACUCCACCAAUCGGUCAGUGGUCUCGCGUUGAUACUAUUGAUUCGAAUAAAGGCAGAUUUCGAUUUGGUCGUAGUGGUCGGGGGCGUGGACGGAACUUCUGA